UGCAGGCAGCUGUGUUUGUCAGGAAUGCAGAAGGAGCUGGCUUGCCUUUGGGGGAGGAGACAUAAACCCACAACACCCUCCGAGGGGUGUAUAUAAGGAGCCCCAGGUCCGGGGGGUGACAGGCACAGCACUCUGGUCUCGGGGCAGCCUCUACCUCCUGCGCUUGCUGAUCUCACGGGCAGCCGCCUGGCCAUGAGCACCACGUUUCUGACUUCUUCCUCCACCUUCGGAGGUGGCUCUCCCCGGGGGGGUGCCCUCCGGGGCGGGGGCAGUGGCUUUGGUGGGGGGAGUCUUUAUGGGGGCGGUGGAAGCCGAAGUAUCUCGGCUUCUUCUGCCAGGUUUGUCUCCUCGGGGUCAGGAGGGGGCUACGGGGGCGGCAUGAGUUCUGGCUUCGGUGGAGGGGCUGGUGGUGGCUUUGGAGGUGGCUAUGGUGGGGGUUUUGGCGGUGGCUUUGGUGACUUUGGGGGUGGCGAUGGCGGCCUCCUCUCCGGCAACGAGAAGAUCACCAUGCAGAACCUCAACGACCGCCUGGCCUCCUACCUGGACAAGGUGCGCGCCCUGGAGGACGCCAACGCUGACCUGGAGGUCAAGAUCCGAGACUGGUACCAGAAGCAGAGCCCGGCCAGCCCGGCGCGCGACUACAGCCACUACUUCAAGGCCAUCGAGGAGCUGCGGGACAAGAUCCUGGCGGCCACCAUCGACAACUCCCGGGUCAUCCUGGAGAUUGACAACGCCAGGCUGGCUGCCGACGACUUCAGACUCAAGUAUGAGAACGAGCUGGCCCUGCGCCAGAGCGUGGAGGCCGACAUCAACGGCCUGCGCCGGGUGCUGGACGAGCUGACGCUGGCCAAGGCCGACCUGGAGAUGCAGAUCGAGAGCCUGAAGGAGGAGCUGGCCUACCUGCGGAAGAACCACGAGGAGGAGAUGAAGGAGUUCAGCAACCAGGUGGCCGGCCAGGUCAACGUGGAGAUGGACGCGGCCCCGGGCGUGGACCUGACCCGCGUGCUGGCCGAGAUGAGGGAGCAGUACGAGGCCAUGGCUGAGAAGAACCGCCGAGACGCCGAGGCCUGGUUCUUCAGCAAGACCGAGGAGCUGAACAAGGAGGUGGCCUCCAACACAGAGAUGAUCCAGACCAGCAAGACAGAGAUCACAGACCUGAGACGCACCAUGCAGGGGCUGGAGAUCGAGCUGCAGUCCCAGCUCAGCAUGAAAGCCGGGCUGGAGAGCUCGCUGGCGGAGACGGAGUGCCGCUAUGCCACGCAGCUGCAGCAGAUCCAGGGGCUCGUCAGCAGCCUGGAGACCCAGCUGGGUGAGCUCCGCAGCGAGAUGGAGGCUCAGAACCAGGAGUACAAGCUCCUGCUGGACAUCAAGACGCGGCUGGAGCAGGAGAUCACCACCUACCGGAACCUGCUGGAGGGCCAGGAUGCCAGGAUGGCCGGCAUUGGCACCAGAGAAGCCUCCCUGGGAGGCGGCGGCGGCAGCAGCAAACUCCACAUCAACGUGGAGGAGUCAGUGGACGGGAAGGUGGUUUCUUCCCGCAAGAGAGAGAUCUGAGUGCCCAGGGCAGGAGCGAUGUCCCGCACACGCCCACCCUCCCAGGCUGACGGAGGACUGGCCGGAGGGGCGGGACAAGCAAACUCGCUUCUGCCUUCAGCGGUGCCAGCGCAAGAGGGUCCUGGUCUCCUAGUUGGGAGCGUCCCUUGCUCUCCCCUCCCUCCACCCGCCAGCUCUCCCUCCUCAUUGUGUAACAAGGCCAUCCCUACGGUGUGGUGUUUGUCCAGGCAAUAAAAAUCGCUUUUCCUUUUUCAAAUA
Molecule: messenger RNA, 1812 nt
Organism: Myotis brandtii (Brandt's bat)
Lineage: Eukaryota; Metazoa; Chordata; Mammalia; Chiroptera; Vespertilionidae
Product: keratin, type I cytoskeletal 15
Exons: 8
Coding region: 193-1554 (453 amino acids)
Molecular function (GO): structural molecule activity
Source: RefSeq, a predicted model, not a curated record